This is a messenger RNA of Ilex paraguariensis (yerba mate), 1032 nucleotides long. The record is from the annotation of a GenBank genome assembly. NCBI's taxonomy places the organism in Eukaryota, Viridiplantae, Streptophyta, Magnoliopsida, Aquifoliales, Aquifoliaceae.
AUGGCCAAGAUGUUGGACAAAUGGUCGGCAAAGUCCUAUGAAGGCAAUGUGGAAAUUGAAGUAUCAGAAUGUUUUGAAACUUUGGCAGAAGAAAUCAUCACGCGUACAGCCUUUGGGAGCAGCUAUGAAGAUGGAAGAGCAAUUUUCGAAUUACAAGCACAACAAAUGGUUUAUGCCACCGAGGCAUUUCAGAAAGUCUUCAUCCCCGGUUAUAGGUUUUUACCGACCAAAAAGAACAGAAAUUCUUGGAGAUUGGAAACAGGUAUUAGAAAAUCUUUGUUGAAGCUCAUCAAUCAAAGGAUUAAAAAGUACUCAAGCAACAUGGUGGUGUCAGACGAAUGUCCAAAUGAUUUAUUAGAACUCAUGAUCAAAGCGAGCUUAACGGGAACAAACCAAACAAGUCCUCCCAUCACCGUUCAUGAUAUUGUUGAAGAAUGCAAGACCUUCUUCUUCGCCGGAAAACACACGACGGCGAAUCUGCUAACCUGGACCACCGUUCUCCUAGCAAUGCACCCUCGAUGGCAAGAACUGGCACGUGAGGAGGUUGUUAGGGUUUGUGGAGCACGUGAUAUCCCAAGUAAAGAUGAUGUUGGGAAGCUUAAGACGUUGGGAAUGAUACUGAAUGAAUCACUAAGGUUGUACCCUCCAGCCGUGGCAGCAAUUCGACGGACCAAAGUCGAUGCACAACUUGGAAGUCUGAAAAUCCCUCGUGGGACCGAACUCCUAAUUCCGAUCCUGGCCGUCCAUCAUGAUCCGGGACUGUGGGGCGACGACGUGACUGAAUUUAAUCCAGCACGAUUCGCUUAUGGUGUGGCCCACGCUGCGAAGUAUCCAAUGGCAUUCAUUCCAUUUGGGGUCGGGGCCCGCGGAUGCAUCGGGCAAAAUCUAGCAAUUUUGCAGGCGAAAUUAGCAAUUGCCAUGAUCUUGCAACGUUUCUCAUUUGAUCUUGCACCCACCUACCAACAUGCUCCUGCAGUUCUGAUGCUUCUUUAUCCACAAUAUGGUGCACCCAUCAUCUUCCAAAAAUUGUGA